CACCUUCGGGAUACGGGAGAGGCGAUCUAGGAGACAUCCAGAGGCGAGGGCUGCUCGCUGUGCCCACAGCAUGGUGUAUGAUGUCCGACCGGAGGACGAAAUUCUCGGAUUCGCAGCGGUCAUUCGCGAAGGCGCUGAUGAACCCUUGGAGGUAUACGGAUACGCUUACAGCCCAUGGAGGAGCGGCCUGUACCGUGUACUGUGCGCACUCACUCUCGGUCUGUUACCCCUCGUGACCAGCUGGAAGCAGGAGUGGUACGUUCAGAUCACCUGCACACCCUGCCAGCUUUCACACGCUACCGUUCUAGUCGUCAAGGAUUCCCAUUCCCGCCUCACGAUCUCGGAAGUCAAAACGCAUCCCCUUAUCAACCGAAGGAUGUCGUUCAGCAGCAGCUAUCAGCGGCGAAAACGUACUUUCGCCAGCGAAGUGGAUAUUCAUCUAAGGUACUUCAUACAUCAGCACCUUCGCUACGUCUGGAAUCCGCAAGAGUCAAGGUUCGCGCGAUUAAGUGGAUUGGACAGGGGAUUGAAGUGCGUUGACCUACUUGAACGUUUCCAAGGCUAUUCGAAAGAGGAAGAAGAAGAACAGUCUGUGUUGUACGGAAGAAAUUCAAUGGAGCUGGAAGUAAAAUCUGUCGCAGCGCUUCUCCUGGAAAAGGUCCUCCAUCCGUUUUACGUCUUCCAAAUUGUCAGCAUCAUCGUGUGGUUACUAGACCUCUACUACUUCUACGCGGGCUGCAUAAUCGCCUUCUCGGUGACUUCCAUCACUCUUGCACUUCACGAAGCCAGAAAGCAAAUGUUGCAUCUGGGCUCACUGGUUUCCCGUACGAAUGAAGGGACUGCACUAGUAGUGCGCGCGAACAACGAAGUGGAUGAAGUUUCUUCGACCUGUCUGGUACCUGGCGACAUAAUCUGCCUGCCAACGUCGGGGUGCCUCAUGACGUGCGAUGCAGUUCUUACCGCUGGAAACUGUCUCGUCAACGAGAGCUUACUUACAGGCGAGAGCGUGCCCGUGGUUAAGACGCCAUUGCUGCCAAUCAACGAGGAAUUCUCCGCUGAGCACCACCGACGCCACGUGCUCUUCAGGGGAACGCAAGUGUUGCAGACGCGUUACUACGGCAACAGCCGUGUCACCGCUCUUGUGGUGCGAACAGGCUUCUCCACAGCCAAGGGAUCGCUGGUGCGGUCCAUCCUGUUCGCCCAGCCAGCUCCGUUCCGUUUCUACAGAGACGCUAUCCUGUUCGUGGUGCUGCUGUUCGCCGUGGCCAGCAUCGGCAUGGCAUAUACUCUCUACCUCUACAUCAUCAGGCAGGUGAGCUUGCGAGAGACUGUGCUUCGUGCCCUGGACAUCGUCACCAUCGCUGUGCCACCUGCGCUACCGGCGGCCAUGACGGUGGCAUCGGUGUAUGCCCAGAAGCGGCUACGGCGCGCCUCAAUCUACUGUGUCAGCCCACACAGGAUCAACAUUGCCGGAAAUGUCGACGUCGUCUGCUUCGACAAGACAGGAACCCUUACAGAUGAAGGACUGGACCUUUGGGGCAUCGUAGCGGCCAAGCAAAAAACGUUUCUGGCACCCAUUGGAGAGCCAUGCGAGAUGCCCGUGCGCAGCCCCAUGGUAAUUGCCAUGGCCACCUGCCAUACGCUGACCUCCGUGGACGGAGAGUUAGUUGGAGAUCCGCUGGACCUCACCAUGUUUCGCUCAACUCGCUGGGUAAUGGAAGAACCCGCAACAGACGGGAUUCAGUAUGACGUCCUCACCCCGACCAUCAUUAAGCCUCGUCUGGACACGGAGAAGACAAACAUGCAGGAGGGACUCUUCCAGCUUCCCCAGGCGGAUCCUUCCUACGAGGUGCCGUUCGAAGUGGGCAUCAUCCGGCAGUUCCCCUUCUCGUCCUCCCUGCAGCGCAUGAGCGUCGUCUGUCGUACGUUGGGCAGCCGCCACAUGGAGCUGUACGCCAAGGGUGCCCCCGAGGUCAUCCAAGCGCUCUGCGUCCCCGAAACAGUGCCGGCGGAAUACUUUGAAGUGCUUCGUGGCUACACGCUGGAGGGGUUCCGAGUCGUUGCUGUGGCCUACAGACGCCUGGAGAAGAUGACGUGGCACCACGUUCAGAGAGUAGACAGGUUGCUGGUGGAGAAUGACUUAACGUUCCUCGGUUUUCUCAUCAUGCAAAACAUGUUGAAGCCGGAAGCAACACCCGUGAUCGGCACACUUCAUGGUGCUCGCAUCAGGUGCCUUAUGGUGACAGGAGACCACCUGAUGACAGCUCUGAGCGUGGCACGCGAUUGCGAAAUGGUUUUCGGUUUGGCCCGGGUCACAAUCCUCACCGCCAGUGCCGACCGCCAGUGUUCAACCGCCGCUGUAGACUUCAACGAGGUAUUCUCAGACAGCAACAAACAUUUUAAGAGCCCUGCUGCUGCGUACGGACGGACGGAAGCGGUGCAGUUUGCAGUGGAUGGCCACUCGUUUUCAGUAUUACGUUCACACUUCCCUGAUGUUUACGAGAAGCUUCUUGUAAAUGGAGUUGUCUUUGCCAGGAUGACACCCCAGCAGAAAGUCGAGCUGGUGGAAGACCUCCAAUCUAUUGGAUAUGCGGUCGCAAUGUGCGGUGACGGUGCCAAUGACUGCGGCGCUCUGAAGGCGGCAGAUGUGGGCAUCUCCUUGUCGGAAGCCGAGGCCUCCGUUGCGGCUCCUUUCACCUCAAGGCUUCCCAGCGUGGCUUGUGUGCCGACUCUCAUCAGGGAAGGCAGGUGUGCUCUGGCUACGUCUUUCUCCAUGUUCCAGUUCAUUUCUCUGUACAGCGUCAUUCAAUUCCUCUCCGUCAUACUCCUCUACAAUGUGCAAACAAAUUUUUCAGACCCCAUGUUUCUCUACGUCGACUUAUUUGUGAUCACUUCUCUUGCUAUUACAAUGAGCUACGCGGAGCCAUGCGCCGACCUGAGCGUGGCAAGACCCUCGCGGAGCCUGCUGACUGCGGCAAACCUGUCCUCGCUGCUUCUCCAGUUGCUUCUAGUCGUUUUAGGCCAGGUGGGCGUCCUGCAGCUGCUGCAGAGCCAGAGUUGGUACGAGUACCCGUCUCAUGACCCUGAGGAAGACGUCUACGACUACUGGGACGUUGCUACGUUGUUCUUCCUCACGUGCUACCAGUACGUUGUAACCGCUCUUGUCUUCACCAGAGGGCCCCCAUUCCAGAAGCCAUUCUGGACGAACUACUGGUUUCUAGGAAACCUGCUCGUAAUCUUCACGGUAACGACAAUCCUGCUUUUCCAGACCUGUCCAGUGAUCGUGGACUUUUUUGAGUUGGUGGAGUGGCAGCCCCAUGACAAGCUUCGCCUGCGCCUCUCGAUCCUCCUCGUGUCCUUGGUUCACUGGGCUCUGGCACAUCUCGUGCAAAUGUACAUCGUGAAGAGCACAGUUCUCAAGAACCUCUACACCCGCCUCUUUCCCGAAAGCGCACUCAAGACUCGCUACGAACAGGUAGAAGAGAUGGUGAGAGAAGAACCAGACUGGCUUCUGUCGAACGCAACGAUGGUCACACAGAUGACAAAUUUUGACAUAUUCUAGGCUGAACCACGAGUAAAGCCUGCGUGCAACGAAGUGCAUUGCCUAACACCUCACAGUAAGAUAAUUAUAAUGUGGCACCCUUGGGCAGCCGAGGAGAGACAUUCCAUCCAACGUGACAGAAGAAUGAAGCUGCGUUUGCUGUGAAGAUCAGCCAUGCAUAGUGACGUGGCAGCGUUCAUUGAAACCUAAGCUGACAUUUUUUUUUCUUUUUUAAUGUUCACGCCCUCUCGACGAGUACUCGUUGCAAGACAUUGCGCUCAUAUCAAUCAGGAUUGCUUCAUGACGAAGCAAUGCCACCACAUCCUACAUUCCUGAACCAUGAGUGUCAGCAAUGAAGUAAACAUGUCAUUGCAAAGAACUCCACCGAAGUGUAGUUUCGGGCCCUCGAAAAAAAUAAACUGAUUUUCAAGACUCCUUGCGUGCAGCUUGUGUAUGAGA
Molecule: messenger RNA, 4000 nt
Organism: Dermacentor silvarum
Lineage: Eukaryota; Metazoa; Arthropoda; Arachnida; Ixodida; Ixodidae
Product: polyamine-transporting ATPase 13A3
Exons: 30
Coding region: 71-3562 (1163 amino acids)
Biological process (GO): intracellular calcium ion homeostasis
Cellular component (GO): membrane
Molecular function (GO): ATP binding; P-type transmembrane transporter activity; ATP hydrolysis activity
Source: RefSeq, a predicted model, not a curated record